CGCAAAAGCACUGCUCUAGUAGAUUGCGGCCGGGGUGGGCCGGCCGAUCGCUCAUUCGGCCUUUCCGCCUCGCUGCCGCCGCCCAAAAUCCACCUGGGAAGAAGAAAAGAGGGGCCUCUUCUCUUCCUCUCUCGCGUCCGAUGGCCUCGAGCCCGGGCGUCGGCGGCGGAGGGGCGGACGGCGGCGGAGGGGAUGGACCGACGACGCUCGACGAGCUGUACCACAUCAACGUCGUGCCGGCCGAGCUGCACUUCAAGUUCCGCAAGGAGCUCCAGGGCCUCCGCGUGGGCCUCAACUUCGAGUUCUACAACCUAGAGGUGAAUGAUUUUGAGGCAAAGGUAGUUCUGAAGCCCCUGGACUUUGACCGGAAGUGGAAGUUCCAGUACAAGCCCAUCAGUGGUGACAUACAGCUGCUUUCCAAGAAGAUACCAGUCACAAAAUAUCUCAACCUUCAGGUCGGCAUUGGUCACAAUUUCCAACUGAAGGCAACUGGAUGGAAGUGGAAGCUCUCUACUUGCUUGGGGGGAGAUGGUGUUUCUCAGAUAAGAAACAAAUCAAAACUCAACGUGUUUCCAGGGUUUGAUCUGAGGCUCGGUUGGAAAGCUGAAUAUGUGCUUCCUGAGAUUCAUGGGGCUGUUGGCACAGGAGAACCUGCCUUCAGUAUGAACUAUGGACGAUUGCAAGCAUCCAUAGACCGGGUUGAGGCUAUUGUGACCCAAUCAGAUCGGCACUGAACCUCCUAGGAUGAGCAGACCAGGACGUUGAUGAUGUUAUGGUCGGCGAAGCAAGGGAGUUCUUUGGCUACAAUUUCCUCUGCAAAAUCCGAUGGUUUACUCAUGUCUUUUGAGGCUUUGCAUCUGAUGUACAGAAAUGAGCAAACAUUGUUUUACCAACAUAAAGGAGUAUUUUCGAGUUUA
Aegilops tauschii subsp. strangulata is the source of this 917-nucleotide messenger RNA. RefSeq lists its product as uncharacterized. NCBI's taxonomy places the organism in Eukaryota, Viridiplantae, Streptophyta, Magnoliopsida, Poales, Poaceae. The record is from RefSeq and is a predicted model, not a curated record.